Molecule: messenger RNA, 552 nt
Organism: Cornus florida
Lineage: Eukaryota; Viridiplantae; Streptophyta; Magnoliopsida; Cornales; Cornaceae
Product: corytuberine synthase-like
Exons: 2
Coding region: 1-552 (183 amino acids)
Molecular function (GO): iron ion binding; oxidoreductase activity, acting on paired donors, with incorporation or reduction of molecular oxygen; heme binding
Source: RefSeq, a predicted model, not a curated record
AUGUUAAUUGACCAACCGAUCAAAGUGGCUUUUGCCACUGUGUAUAACAUAUUGAGUAAUCUUCUAUUAUCGAGUGAUUUUAUGAGCUUUGAGAAGGAGAUUGUGGAUGGAGGGAUGAAGGCUCUUUUGGACAAAUAUGUUGAGGUGAUUGGAGCUCUAAAUGUAUCCGACUUGUAUCCAAUUUUAGGUGCAUUAGAUCUUCAGGGUAUAAACAAGAAGACAAUGGAAGUGUUUAUGAGCAUCUGUGCCAUGUGGGAGCCCAUUAUCAAAGACAGAAGACAAGGAAGCAGAGGCAAUGCUUCAAGCCAAACGGACUUCUUGGGCGCCCUCAUUGACAUUUCUUGCACCGAUGAACAAAUCAAUUAUCUGCUCCUGGAGAUAUUCGCUUCUAGUGCCAAUGCGAUUGAGUGGGCGAUGGCAGAACUGAUAGAAAGUCCAGAAUCCAUGAAGAAAGUCCGCGAACAAAUGACGAGAGAAAUCAAACAAGAUGUGCUAAAAGAAUCCCAUCUACCUCAGCUACAUUACCUCAAGCUGUUUUCAAAGAAACUCUGA